Messenger RNA from Ochlerotatus camptorhynchus, 1691 nucleotides. RefSeq names its product Kynurenine 3-monooxygenase cn (gene cn). The coding region runs from base 95 to 1519 and encodes 474 amino acids. Gene Ontology annotation, molecular function: FAD binding; kynurenine 3-monooxygenase activity. The record is from RefSeq and is a predicted model, not a curated record. NCBI's taxonomy places the organism in Eukaryota, Metazoa, Arthropoda, Insecta, Diptera, Culicidae. The transcript has 7 exons. Gene Ontology annotation, cellular component: mitochondrial outer membrane. Gene Ontology annotation, biological process: quinolinate biosynthetic process; L-tryptophan catabolic process.
GGUAAAAGUUGUGCCGGUGCAGCAAGUUCAAGUGCCCCUCCCCGUCCGUUCAAGUGAUUGUUAGAAACUGUUUCUCUAGAAGAAGAAAUUAGAGAUGACUGACAAGUACAAACAAACAAAUACCAAUGGAUUACCGAACCGGAAUCUCAACGUGGCCGUCGUUGGGGGUGGACUGGUCGGUUCCCUGCUAGCGAUACAUCUCGGCAAAAAAGGACACACGGUAGACCUGUACGAGUACAGAGAAGACAUCCGCACCGCCGAGCUGGUCAUCGGUCGCAGUAUCAACUUGGCGCUGUCGGCCCGGGGCCGCAAAGCCCUGGCCGAGGUGGGCCUGGAGGACGCCCUCCUGCAGCAUGGCAUUCCGAUGAAGGGACGCAUGUUACACGAUCUGAAGGGAAACCGUAAGAUUGUCCCCUACGAUGCCAACACGAACCAGUGCAUCUACUCGGUCGGGCGAAAGCAUCUGAACGAGGUGCUUCUCGAUGCUGCGGAAAAGUACCCGAAUAUCAGCCUUCACUUCAACAAAAAACUAAAUUCGGCCAAUCUGGAUGAAGGUGAAAUGAGUUUUAUUGACCCAGCGACGAAGGAAACUACCAGCACUAAAGCCGACCUGAUCGUGGGUUGCGAUGGAGCGUACAGUGCAGUUCGCAAGGAGAUCGUCAAACGUCCGGGGUACGACUUUAGCCAGACCUACAUCGAGCACGGUUACCUGGAGCUGUGCAUUCCACCGACCAGGGACGGAGAGUUUGCAAUGCCACACAACUUUCUGCACAUUUGGCCCCGGGGCAAGUUUAUGAUGAUUGCCCUGCCAAACCAGGAUCGCACCUGGACGGUGACGCUGUUCAUGCCGUUUACCAACUUUACCAGUAUUAAGUGCGAAGGGGACCUGCUACAGUUCUUCAAAACCUACUUCCCGGACGCGAUCGAUCUGAUCGGACGGGAACGGUUGAUUAAGGAUUUCUUCAAGAUCAAGCCACAGCCGUUGGUGAUGAUCAAGUGCAAGCCGUACAAUGUGGGUGGAAAGGCGGUGAUCAUCGGAGAUGCAGCCCACGCGAUGGUUCCCUUCUACGGGCAGGGAAUGAACGCUGGCUUCGAGGACUGUACGGUGUUGACGGAGCUGUUCAAUAAACAUGGAAGCGAUACCGAUCGGAUACUGGCCGAGUAUAGUGAGACACGGUGGGACGAUGCGCAUGCGAUCUGCGACUUGGCUAUGUACAACUAUAUUGAGAUGAGGGACCUCGUAACCAAACGAUCCUAUUUAUUCCGAAAGAAGUUGGAUGAAUUCCUGUUCUGGUUGCUCCCAAACACCUGGGUUCCACUGUACAAUUCCGUAUCAUUCUCCCACAUGCACUACAGUAAAUGCAUUGCGAACCGCAAGUGGCAGGAUAAGAUCCUGACUCGCGUCUUAUACUGCUCCUCCAUCUUGACCAUUGCAGCUGCCGGGAUUGCUGGCUACAGACACGUAGAUCAGUUGCAGCAAUAUUCCAACUCACUCAUGGAGCUUCUCAAAUUGAAGUGAAACUACCGUCUUUUGAUUUAACAAAUUCUUAAUACAAUCAACGAUAUAUUUCCAGAACAAACAAAAAAUCAGUGAUGCAUUUACAAACCAUACAAUCACAUGUUGUAUUACUUUACUACAUAUAAUCUACAUGCUUUCAUGAUGACUAUAAAUAAAUGUGCAAGUGAGCGAG